This is a messenger RNA of Chrysochloris asiatica (Cape golden mole), 1122 nucleotides long. RefSeq names its product cation channel, sperm associated 3 (gene CATSPER3). Gene Ontology annotation, cellular component: membrane. Gene Ontology annotation, biological process: monoatomic ion transport; transmembrane transport. Bases 1 to 1122 code for a protein of 373 amino acids. Lineage: Eukaryota; Metazoa; Chordata; Mammalia; Afrosoricida; Chrysochloridae. Gene Ontology annotation, molecular function: monoatomic ion channel activity. The transcript has 8 exons. The record is from RefSeq and is a predicted model, not a curated record.
AUGGCGGAUAGGGAGGCAGUACAGAGGAAAGAUACUGAGUUUCAGGCUUUUGUGCUGAGUAUUCUAGAGUGUUCUGUCUUUAAGAUAAUCAUGAUCAGCACCAUCUCAACUAAUGCCUUUUUUGUAGUCUUGUGGACCAAUUAUGAAAUAAGAUUCAGCUUGUUCAGACUUUUUGAGAUCUCGGAGGUUCUCUUUGUGUCCAUCUACAGCCUUGAACUCAUCCUGAAGCUCUAUGUGAACCCCAUUGACUACUGGAAGGAUGGCUACAACCUGCUGGAUGUGGUUAUCAUCAUCAUUAUCAUAAUCCCCUAUGCCCUCCAGAAGAUUAAGGGCAAGCAUUAUCCCUACCUCAACAUUGCUAAUGGCAUGCAGUCCCUGCGCAUCCUCAAGCUUAUCACCUACAGCCGGGGCAUCCGGACGCUCAUCAUAGCUGUGGGGCACACAGCUUAUACAGUGGCCUCGGUGCUCAUCCUCCUCUUCCUCCUGAUGUACAUCUUCGCUGUCUUAGGCUUCUGCCUGUUUGGAACUACAGAGUCGGGGGACCUGAAUAACUGGGGGAACCUGGGUGUGGCCUUCUUUACCCUCUUCAGCUUGGCCACGGUGGAUGGCUGGACAGACCUGCAGGAGGAGUUAGAUAAUCGGAAUUUCGUGAUGAGCCGGACAUUUACCAUUGUCUUUAUCCUGCUUGCCUCCUUCGUCUUCCUCAGCAUGUUUGUGGGUGUAAUGAUCAUACACACUGAGGACUCCAUCAGAAAAUUUGAGCGGGAGCUGAAGCUAGAGAGGCACAUGCUCCUCAUGGAGGAGAGGCAGGUGAUUCUGAGGCGGCAGAAGGAGGAGGUCAACCGUCUGAUGCAGACCCAGCAAAACGUUGACUACAACAGCUUCAGUGAGCUAGUGGAUAACUUCAAGAAGACCCUGCAACACACAGACCCCAUGGUCUUGGAUGAUUUUGGAACUAGCAUUCCCUUCAUUGACAUCUACUUGUCCACUCUGGACAACCAAGAUAGUACUAUCUACAAGCUUCAAGAAUUGUACUAUGAGAUCGUGCACGUGCUGAACCUGGCACUUGAAGACUUACCCAAAAAGAAGCAGUCUCAGUCCUUGGAAGCAGCUGAGACAUAA